AUGCACAAAAGCAAUGUCCGUGUUGCGGUCACCCAGUCCGAGCCUGCCUGGAUAGAUCUCGCUACCGGCGUGACAAAGACGUGUGACCUGAUUGUGGAGGCUGCAAAGAACGAUGCAAAGCUGAUCUCAUUUCCCGAAUGCUGGAUACCUGGCUACCCUUGCUGGAUUUGGUCGCGGCCGCUUGACGUUGAGCUAAAUGUCGCCUAUGUAAAAAACUCUCUCCGUCUGGGCUCUCCGGAGAUGAAGCAAAUCCAGGAUUGUGCCAAGGCGAAUGCAAUUGCAGUAUCUCUGGGAUUCUCGGAGAAUCACAAUGUGUCUCUCUACAUUGCCCAGGUGAUGAUUGACACUGAUGGAGAAAUCAAGUUCCACCGUCGAAAGAUGAAGCCUACACACAUGGAGCGUACCAUCUUUGGCGAUGCCUCGGGUGAAUGCUUCUCCAGUGUUGCAGAGCUUACUUUUGCUCGAGUUGGUGCCUUGUCUUGCUGGGAACAUAUCCAGCCACUGCUAAAGUACCACACGCUUGCUCAGCAAGAGCAUAUUCAUGUUGCAGCGUGGCCAAGUGUGUUCCCGCAUACCGGAGGACAAGAUCUGUGGUCCAUGUCGGCAGAAGGUUGUCAUAGUUUGUCACAGACAUAUGCCAUAGAGUCUCAGAGUUUCGUCCUUCAUUGCACCGCAGUUCUUGGGCAAGGCGGCAUCGACCAAAUGAGAACCACUGGUGGCGUGCUCAUGUCUUCGCCUGGCGGAGGAAGCUCUGCUAUAUUCGGCCCUGAUGGAAGAAGGCUUACCGAGCCAGUUGAGAGCACCACCGAGAAGAUUAUAUAUGCAGACCUGGCCAUGGACCUAAUUGUAGCCGCCAAAUUGUUUGCGCAUCCAACUGGUCACUACAGCCGCCCAGAUCUCAUGUCACUGAACGUCUGCACUCGGGCGAAGAAAAUGAUUCGCGAGGAAGAGAGUGAAUCAACAGAAAGAGUUAGCCAUAAUCUCAGUGAUGAAAAAUGA
This is a messenger RNA of Penicillium waksmanii, 999 nucleotides long. RefSeq names its product carbon-nitrogen hydrolase family protein. Gene Ontology annotation, molecular function: catalytic activity. The record is from RefSeq and is a predicted model, not a curated record. The transcript has 3 exons. The coding region runs from base 1 to 999 and encodes 332 amino acids. NCBI's taxonomy places the organism in Eukaryota, Fungi, Ascomycota, Eurotiomycetes, Eurotiales, Aspergillaceae.